Ruditapes philippinarum (Manila clam) is the source of this 549-nucleotide messenger RNA. Its product is annotated as centrosome-associated protein 350-like. Gene Ontology annotation, biological process: microtubule anchoring. Lineage: Eukaryota; Metazoa; Mollusca; Bivalvia; Venerida; Veneridae. The coding region runs from base 16 to 549 and encodes 177 amino acids. The record is from RefSeq and is a predicted model, not a curated record. Gene Ontology annotation, cellular component: centrosome. Gene Ontology annotation, molecular function: microtubule binding. The transcript has 4 exons.
AAGUUUACAGAAUAUAUGGUUAGGCAGUUUAUGAAAGAAGAAGCCUUGCAGGCUCAGCAUCAGCAAUCAUUAUUAAAACUGAGAGAAAAUGCCUUAAUGGAGAAGACAAAAGCAGAGUUACAAUGGUUAGAGCAGCAAAGACAACGAAUCCGAAACAAAGGUGCCGAUGAUUCAUACCCUCAGAUCAAGAAACGACAGAGAGGCCUCAAGAUGAAGUUACAAGAACAACAAGAAGAGAUUCGUAGAAUGAGAGAAGAGAAUAAAGCAGCAGCAAAAGAACGACAGCGUAAAUUAUACGAAGAAAUCACAAAACGACAGGCGUCUCAGAGUAAGACAAAGUCUGUAGCCACACCAAGAGGUAGGCUUGGACGACCAAAAGAAGUUCACACUGAGGCAGAAGUUAGCUCGAUUGACGAGGCAUCAGAUGCCGAGAAACAGCGAAAGGAUUAUAAAUCUGACUCUGAGAUCUACACCGAGCCAAAGAUAAGUGGAAGAAGAUCCAAACAAAAUCCUGAAAAAUACAAGAAAAUUCAUCUGGAUGAAAAGUAA